Rangifer tarandus platyrhynchus (Svalbard reindeer) is the source of this 303-nucleotide messenger RNA. The record is from the annotation of a GenBank genome assembly. Lineage: Eukaryota; Metazoa; Chordata; Mammalia; Artiodactyla; Cervidae.
AUGUUUUUUGGAUAUUGGAAGCAGUUCUCAAUUUUCUUUUGUGAAGAAAUCUGUGAAACGUACAAGCAAAUAUCUGAGAAGCUCUCUCAGACUCCACCCUUUUCUGUAUUUGUACUUGGGCCCUCGGCAGCACUGGCGCCCAGUCGCGCAGAGUUGCUGCUGACCGAGACACUCAUGCUGACCUCAGCCACUGGCAGUCUGAGUUCAAGUGUGAACUGCAGUGAGUUACCACCCAAUUUCCUCUCUCUAUGGCCUCUUUGCUCUGUCACCACCUUCACUGGGUGGUGUACUUUAAUCGAAUAA